Symbiodinium sp. CCMP2456 is the source of this 441-nucleotide messenger RNA. The record is from the annotation of a GenBank genome assembly. NCBI's taxonomy places the organism in Eukaryota, Dinophyceae, Suessiales, Symbiodiniaceae.
AUGAACCACGAGGCCUUGCACACAUGGUUGCAGCAAAUGACCGAUGGUGCGGUCAUGCACCCAUCCGGUGUCACAAUGCCUGCGGACAAGACAUCGACGGUGUUCCAAACGCCGAUCUUGUCCUUUGGGUACAAAAAGCCCACUGAUGGGUGGCCGAUCCUCAAGGAUUGGGUAGGCCAUGCAACAUCUAUCUACUCGAAUGGGUAUGAGUCGUGGAGAGAGACGGUCGAGUUGAAGGUUCUGUCAGAUGCGAGCCUUGGUCAGCCUAUGACCUGGGGAUGCGUUCUCCCGGCGAAGGGCUUUGGCAGGAUCAGUGUGCUGAUGUUUGGCAUCAUCUACUCCUAUGCCGAGCUGCAUGGCAAGCCCUGCUGGUCGGAGGAAGUGGAGAAGGAGUUCAAGCAGUGCCCCGUCAAGAAUCUUAAUGCCUACAAUUUGAUUUAA